Olea europaea var. sylvestris is the source of this 952-nucleotide messenger RNA. RefSeq lists its product as uncharacterized. NCBI's taxonomy places the organism in Eukaryota, Viridiplantae, Streptophyta, Magnoliopsida, Lamiales, Oleaceae. The record is from RefSeq and is a predicted model, not a curated record. The transcript has 3 exons. The coding region runs from base 306 to 617 and encodes 103 amino acids.
UAAAUAAAUAUGGUAAAUGUGAUUUGACAAGAUGAAAAUGUUGUACCAAAAAGUGGACAAAUAUCACAACCAAUUAAAAACAAAACAUGUGAAAAGAGCCCAGAUACCAUCUCUCUCUCAUUUAAUACGAACCUAACCCUAAGCUCCUGCUUGGCCCCCGUUGCUUGGAUUUAUAGUGGGGAAAUAAUUUUUUUUGAAAAAUUGAUAGUUGUAAAAGAAUGAAAAAAUUUCAAUUUGCGUGAAAUAUUAUUUUAUUGAAUAUUGUGUGAUUGAAAAUAGAAAAGAGAGAUAUUUAAAUUAAAUUGAUGAGUUCUAAUGGAAGCCAAAUGGGAGCUAAAUGCACUCCCCUCUUUCUUACUCGAACUUUGCGCCGUCCGCCAAUUGACGACAAAACAAUUUUCGAUGAAGCCCUUCAGUCAUCAUUGAAACUCGUCGUUCCAUUUUUCACUCCAGUUUGUGUUGGGUUCCUAUUAGUUUUGAUGAAUUCUUCCGAAGAUCCGUGUAUGAACUUUGCUUCGUCCAUAGGAAGGGCUGACCUGGAUAUGCCAUUGGUGACUGCCGUACCAAAUGUGGUUGAUGAUGCCGUUGCAACGAAGAAGCUCUCGACACGCGUUUGAGUGCCUACAGCUUUGACGAAGACUCCUUUCUCUAGAGGGUGUAGGGAAAGAGUCAAGGAAUAGUGAAGUUCUUGUAUUACAUACUUUCAAAUACAAUGACUUUUAUUUAUGUAUGAUGUGCUAGUGGGCAAAAUAAUUUUACAGGUUCUCUAAGUUAUGGUCUUUGGAGAUUUGAAUGGUUGAUGUGUAUGACCCGUAAAGAUUUUGGAUGUGAAUGGGCAUGGAGGCCAUUUUUGAAUGCUGAAAUGUUGUAAAUGGGUCAGAAUUUGGAGCUUAUAUGUUCAAUUUUUGUAGUUUGUUAACGGUGUAUCUAUGCUAAUAUUGGUACAUUGCUA